Molecule: messenger RNA, 4005 nt
Organism: Myxocyprinus asiaticus (Chinese sucker)
Lineage: Eukaryota; Metazoa; Chordata; Actinopteri; Cypriniformes; Catostomidae
Product: lysyl oxidase homolog 3A
Exons: 15
Coding region: 125-2500 (791 amino acids)
Biological process (GO): peptidyl-lysine oxidation
Cellular component (GO): membrane
Molecular function (GO): copper ion binding; protein-lysine 6-oxidase activity
Source: RefSeq, a predicted model, not a curated record
UCUCUCUCUUUCAGCGUCCCUUGAUUUCUCCUGAUGCGCUGAACUUCCACUGACCGAUCAAACUGUGAGAUCUGAACUGAAAGCCCAAGACCUCUCUGCUGUUUUCUGCCACUCGGAUUCAGCCAUGCUGAGAGAGAGACUGUGGGAUAUGGUGGUUCCCAUGGUGUUAUGGGGUGUCUGGCUACCCUCCUGUCUAGGCCAGACCACUUCACCCUCUCAGGAUGGAAAAAUCAAGAUUCGUCUGGCCGGAUAUCCCCGCAAGCACAACGAAGGGAGAGUGGAAGUGUUUUACAAUGGAGAGUGGGGCACUAUCUGUGAUGAUGACUUCACGUUGGCCAACGCUCAUGUUCUAUGCCGCCAUCUAGGGUUCGUGGAGGCAACCAGCUGGUCGCACAGUGCCAAGUAUGGAGCGGGCACAGGCAAAAUCUGGCUGGAUAAUGUCAUGUGUGGAGGAACUGAAAACAGUAUAGAGAAAUGUGUAUCCCGCGGCUGGGGGAACAGUGACUGCACUCAUCAGGAGGAUGCAGGGGUCAUCUGUAAGGAUGAGAGAAUUCCUGGUUUCACAGACUCCAACAUUAUUGAGAUGCAGGUGGAUGAAAACAGAAUGGAGAAGAUUCGUCUGCAUCCUCUCUCCAGUGCCCAUGCCAGCCACAUGCCAAUCACAGAGGGGGUGAUUGAGGUGAAGUUUAAGGAAGGAUGGGGACACAUCUGUAACACUGGCUGGACCAAAAAAAACUCUCGUGUGGCGUGUGGCAUGAUGGGGUUCCCUUCACAGAGGACUAUAGGAAGGAUACCACACAGUCCCCAGAGUGUGUACCGGAUCCACUCUGUGUCCUGCACAGGAAAUGAGGCUCAUCUGUCAGCAUGCACUAUGGAGUUCAGUAAAGCAAACUCUAGCACCCCCUGUCCUGGUGGAGGACCAGUCGCAGUCAGCUGUGUGCCAGGCCCUCUGUUCACACAGGGCCGAGCACGCAGAGUCAAGCUCAAUCCAAUGUCACAGGCACGUCUGAAGGGUGGGGCGAAGACAGGUGAGGGUCGUGUGGAGGUGCUAAAGGGGAGUGAGUGGGGUACAGUGUGUGACGAUCGCUGGAGCCUGCAGUCUGCCAGUGUGGUGUGUAGAGAGCUGGGUUUCGGCACUGCUAAAGAGGCUCUGACUGGAGCACGAAUGGGCCAAGGCAUGGGUCCCAUCUACCUGAAUGAGGUUCAGUGUCGUGGAGAUGAGAAGAGCUUGUGGGAUUGCCCACAUAAGAACAUCACUGCUGAAGACUGCAAACACAUGGAGGACGCCUCCGUCAUCUGCAACGUUCCCUACAUGGGCUACGAGAAAACGAUCCGUCUGACAGGGGGACGUACGAGGUUGGAGGGGAGGGUGGAGUUGCUGCUCUCUUUGGGCAGUGGGGUGAGGGAUUGGGGUUUGAUCUGUGGGGAUGGAUGGACGUCUCGUGAGGCCAUGGUAGUGUGCAGACAGCUGGGGCUGGGACAUGCCAGAAGUGGCUUGAGAAUCCGUAUGGUGGGGGGCAGGAUGGAACACGAGGGUCGUGUGGAGGUUCAUGUCAUGUCCAGGUGGGGAACUGUAUGCAGUGACAAAUGGACAACGAGAGAAGCCAUGGUGGCAUGUAGACAGUUAGGCCUCAGUUACUGCCUGCAUGCUAUCACUGAAACGUGGUACUGGGAUAGCAGUAAUGUCACAGAGAUGGUGCUGAGCGGGGUGAAAUGUAAGGGAGAUGAGAUGAUUCUGACCGACUGUCAGCAUCAUUCUGUCAUCAGCUGCAACAGAGCGGGAGUGCAGUUCUCCGCUGGCGUCAUCUGCUCAGACACGGCUUCUGACCUGGUCUUGAAUGCCCCAUUGGUGGAGCAGACUGUUUACAUCGAAGACCGACCCCUACACAUGCUGUACUGUGCGGCAGAGGAGAACUGCCUCACCAAAUCUGCUGCUAAAGCCAACUGGCCGUACGGCCACCGUCGCCUGCUGCGUUUCUCCUCCCAGAUCCACAAUAUCGGCAGGGCUGACUUCCGGCCACGGCUCGGCCGCCAAUCCUGGGUGUGGCACGAAUGCCAUAGACACUAUCAUAGUAUGGACAUCUUCACAUAUUAUGACCUACUGUCUCUAAAUGGGACCAAAGUGGCAGAUGGACAUAAAGCAAGUUUCUGCCUGGAGGACACUGAGUGCCAUGAAGGUGUUUCGAAGCAAUAUGAAUGUGCUAACUUUGGCGAGCAGGGCAUCACAGUGGGCUGCUGGGACUUGUACAGACAUGAUAUUGACUGCCAGUGGAUUGACAUCACAGAUGUUAAACCAGGAAACUAUAUAUUACAGGUCGUAAUAAACCCCAACUUUGAGGUAGCUGAGAGUGACUUCACCAACAACGCUAUGCGGUGCAACUGCAAAUACGAUGGCAACCGUGUCUGGUUGCAUAAAUGUCAUCUUGGUGAUUCAUUUAGUGAGGAGGCUGAAAAACAGUUUGAGCACUAUCCUGGGCAGCUGAACAACAAGAUCUCAUAACAUUGUGCAAAUGAGAAAGCCAAGGAACUGCAAGAACCACAUGGAUCUGGACUGAAACAUUUAAUCACUUUAUAUUGCUAUUUAUUCUCAUUUGGAUUUGAUGAUACCGUGGCCCAAUCACAUGUUCUUAUAUUGAGUUUACUCUUUGAUUAGGUCAUCGAAAAUAUAGAAUUAUCAUGUAGCCAAAGGCCUCAGAGACAAAACAGGGCUGUGAUUGUGGCCUGGGCUUUUAUGUAAAUUACAUGAAUCUGUGGUUAGAGGAACACAAUGACUGUGCACUUCCUCUUUCAUGAAAGCAAUUAACUUUAGAACAGACAUCCACAUGAAACACAAGUUUCAGUAAUUUUUAUAUGUUAAGUUAUAAAAGAUUAUUUCAAAUGUUUACAGACUGUGAGUUUACAUUUAACUUUUCAAAUCACAAUAUGUACAUUAGAUUUUACCAAAGCAGAAUUUUGUAAUGCUACUCCCCUUUUGUUACAUUUCUGUACACUUGUAUUUCCAGGAUAUUUCUGGAAUAUUCUGUAACCAUGUUUGUAAAAUAUACAAAACUGCACUUUUUAAAACAUUCUUGAUGGCAUAAAAAUCAUCUUGUCUACAUUCAGACCUAAACUCAAAGAAUUGGCCAAAACCAGUAAGUCUUAUUUGAACAGUACUCAUUUCUCAAAGCUGGAUUAAAGUGGAAGCCGUACUGUAAUGAGUAAAUGGCACUGGAAAAGCUACAUUGCAACAGAGCCCAAUAAGAUUAGAGUAUUCAAUGCCAAUUACAGGAAUAUUCUGGGUUCAAUACAGGUUAAGCUCAAUCAACAGCAUUUGUGGCAUAAUAUUAUGACAAAAACUUACUUGGACUUGUCUCUCCUUUUCAUAAAAAAAAAAAAAAAAAAUCUUUAACAUUAAAAUACUUUUUAAAAGUACUGCAAUGACUUGCAUGCAGUUCAACUGAAAACCUUGGUUAAAAGGAAUAUUCCAGGUUCAGUACAAGCUACGCUCAAUUGACAGCAUUUGUGGCAUUGUUGAUUUCCACAAAAAUGUAUUUCAACCUGUCCCUCAGUUAAAAAAAAAAUAAAAAUGACAAAUACAGCUGGGCUACAGUAAGGCACUUACAAAUGUAAGUGAAUUGGGCCAAAUCAGUAAACUCACCAUUUUAAAAGUAUAGCCAUGUAAACAUUAUGCAGUAACAUGAUUUUAGUGCAACAAUUGCUUUUGCAACCUUUUAUGUAGUUAUCCCCAAUUUUACAACUUCUAUUCCAUUACAGCAGAACACCCUAAAAUGCUGAUUUAAACGACAAUGCUCAAAUUAAAGGAAAUCGCCUUUAAACCCUCCAUAAACCAGCCCCAUUCACUUCCAUUGUAAGUGCCCCACUGGAGGGAAGAGUAGAAAUAAUUUAACAUUAUGCCACAAAUGCUGUUGAUUUACCUCAACUUGUACUGAACGCAGAACAUUCCUUUAGCUGUUCAACGACUCUUGCCACAAAAGCACUGGAAUGCAAGAACUUGCUGCAAAGUUU